AUGGCCGCGCGAGCGGUCUCGGGCUCUGGCUUCCUAUCUCGCUUCAUGAGCAACAAGCCAGAGAAUGUCGUUUACCAGGGACCGGGCACCACGCGGUUGGCCGCCGGGGGAGAUGACGGCGGCAAUGGCUCUGCGACGCGCGUGACCCUCAGGACGAUCGACAAGAAGUUCCGCGCGGGCGAGCGCCUCACGAUGGUCACCGCGUACGACUACCCCAGCGCGGUGCACUGCGACCUCGCAGGGAUCGACAUGUGCCUGGUCGGGGACUCGGCGGCGAUGGUCGUGCACGGGCACGACACGACGCUCCCGAUCUCGCUGGACGACAUGAUCACGCACUGCAAGGCGGUGGCGCGGGGCGCGUCGCGGCCGCUGCUGGUGGGCGACCUGCCGUUCGGGUCGUACGAGAACGGCACGUACGACGCCGUGCAGUCCGCGGUGCGGAUGAUGAAGGAGGGCGGCAUGGACUGCGUGAAGCUCGAGGGCGGGCAGGCGGCGCGCGUGGCGGCGGCGCGCGCCAUCGUCGGGGUGGGCAUCGCCGUCAUGGGGCACGUGGGGCUCAACCCGCAGAGCAUCAGCGUCCUCGGCGGGUUCCGCCCGCAGGCCCAGACGGCGUCGGACGCGCUGCGGGUGGUCAAGGAGGCGCGGGCGCUGCAGGAGGCGGGGUGUUUCGCGGUCGUGCUGGAGUGCGUGCCGCAGAGCGUCGCGGCGGCGGUGACGGAGAUGCUGGACAUCCCCACCAUCGGCAUCGGCGCGGGGCCGCACGUGUCCGGGCAGGUGCUGGUGUACCACGACCUGCUGGGGAUGAUGCAGCACCCGCACCACGCCAAGGUGGCCCCGAAGUUCUGCAAGCAGUUUGCGCAGAUCGGGGAGGCCGUUCAGGAGGGGCUGCAAGCCUACCGGCGGGAGGUGGAGGAGGGGACGUUCCCGGGGCCCGAGCACUCGCCCUACUCGAUCAAGGAGAAGGAGGUGCAGGGCCUCGUGCGCGGGCUGCGCGGCAUGGGCAUGGAGUCGGCCGCAGACGCAGUCCUGCGCGCGUUCGGGGGCCACCCGUACGGCGGCGGCAGGAGCGGGUACGGCUGCUGA
Molecule: messenger RNA, 1083 nt
Organism: Pedinophyceae sp. YPF-701
Lineage: Eukaryota; Viridiplantae; Chlorophyta; Pedinophyceae
Source: the annotation of a GenBank genome assembly